UGAAGUUCAGUAAGUCGUAAUUUGUUUUGAGUGGUGUGCAAAUUCAAUGUAUACGUCGUUUUCUUUAUGAAAUAGUUUUUAAUUUCUAUAAAUUAGCAUUGAACAAUAGAUUUUCAAACAGUUGACAACAUAAUGUGAUAAAACUUGGAACUAAUCAAGUAAAAAGUUAAAUUAAUUUUUCUUUCUCCGUAUUUUGGCUCAAUCUCAGCGAAGAUUAGUCAAGUAAGUGUAAACACACGACAUAGAUGACUUUUAUUUUAAAAUAUUUCUUUCUCUCGAUGCCAAGCACACUACUUUUGCCUAAGUUUAAUCAUCGAGUUACAAAGUGAAUAAAAGUGAUUUCGUCUAAACAGUGGACAUUAAGCAAUGCAACAACGCAUUGGGGACGAUUGAACCAAACAAAAACAAAGAGAACCAAAUCAUUAUCAUCACCAGGCCACCAAAAUCGACCUACAAUUUCACGCAAUUAGUUCAUCAUUACAAUUAUGAAUAUAUCGACACCAUUUAUGGACGAGACAUUCAAGUACAUUUGCAAUGAAGUAUUCGAAAAUUAUGUUCCCGAAUAUUUCAAAGACUUUGGCUACACACCGUGGGUAUUUUCGUUACUUGGCUCUGCAUUAAUUGGACUCAGUGGUAUAUUGCCACUAUUUGUGAUACCUAUUGAGACUGGUGACAAAAAUUCGGAUUUUAAUCCUGCUGAAUCAAAGUCACUUAAAGUAUUAUUAAGUUUUGCUGUUGGUGGGCUGUUGGGUGAUGUAUUCUUGCAUUUGCUACCUGAGGCUUGGAGUGGUGACGCUGGUGAUAACAAAGGAAAUGAUCACCCAUCACUGCGCAGCGGCUUAUGGGUAUUGACUGGCAUCCUUAUAUUCACAAUUGUUGAGAAAAUAUUUUCCGGUUAUGUGAAUCAGGAUGAGAGUAACCCACAACCGAAAUGCGUAAACAUCGCCAAUUGUUUAAUGCGAAAGGGCAGUGGCGGUAAAAUGGCCAACGGUGAUGCAAAAAUGCAUUGCACACAAAAUGGAUCCUGUGACAUUGAAGACGUGCCAAACAGUUGUUUUUUGGCAGAGAAGCAACGCAGAGAAAGUCAACCGCAGAUCAAAAUAGCCGGUUAUUUAAAUCUAAUGGCAAAUUCAAUUGACAAUUUCACACACGGUCUGGCUGUAGCUGGUUCAUUUCUGGUAUCAUUUCGGCAUGGAGUUCUGGGAACAUUUGCCAUAUUGUUGCACGAAAUACCGCAUGAAGUUGGCGAUUUUGCCAUUCUUCUCAAAUCUGGAUUUAGUCGAUGGGAUGCAGCAAGAGCUCAACUUUUGACCGCUGGUGCAGGCUUAUUAGGUGCUUUAGUGGCUAUCGGCGGCAGUGGGGUGACAUCAGCAAUGGAGGCCAGAACUUCGUGGAUUAUGCCAUUCACUGCGGGUGGCUUUUUGCACAUUGCCCUAGUCACCGUAUUGCCCGAUUUAAUCAAGGAAACCGAUCUCAAGGAAUCGAUGAAACAAAUCGCUGCAUUAAUAUUCGGUAUUGCAGUGAUGGCCAUUAUGACUGUACUAUUCGAGUAAAUUUUCGCACGAACAAAAAACACAAAAUCAAACAAAAAAUAUCCCGUUGUCGGAGGACCUGCUAGUUUGUAUUUUUACUUAGAUUUAUUUAUCUGCUCCGUUUUCAGGAUAUAUAAAAGGAAAGAAUUUUUGACAAAAAGGAAAAAAAAAUAUUUUUUUUUUCGAUUGAUUAGUGUGUCUUUACAAAUCCGCGGUACAUUAUUAUUUGCAUAAUUAGUUUCAUGAAUAGCUUUAAUUUGAUUGAUCAAAUACUCUACUCAACAUUUAUCAGUUAAUUUGUUAAAAUAUCACCGACUUAGUACUAUAUAUAAAUAACAAAGUCUUGUUGCGACUCACGACACAUAAACACAGUGACAAUUUGAACAAUCUAUUAGGAGGCAUGCGGGUAUCGAUUAUAAAUUAUUGUUAAAAAUGAUUGGAUAAAAAAAUGAUUUUGAUUUCAGCAUUUGAUUUAUCUAGUAAAAUUAAACACGAUAAAAAGAAGCCAUUAAAUAUACUGAGAUUAGUGUUUUGGUGGCGUUGGUCAAACGUUGUUAAUUUGUUGCACGUUUUAUUGGUGAUGUUUGAAGAGCGAUAACCAAUUUUCUUUCUAUUUCAAUGAGUCCAUAAAUUAGAAGCUCAAUCCAGUAAUUACGAUCGAACACUUUGUAAUGUGGAAGAGACUUGAUGAUAACUGAAGCUGACUUUCACUAAGACACUCAAUUCCCUCCGCCUAUGUGACCACUUUCUAAUGUGCACACAUCAUGCUUUGGUCUGCUGGAAUUCAUUGCAGUCGGAAAUAACGCUCAAAAUUAUUUAAAUCUUCGCUGAAAGUGGCUUGAUUUUGUCAAGUCCUCAAGUUAGGUAAAGUUGGACCUGAAACUGGAAGACCUGAACUCUGUCAGGUCAGGCUUAUUUUUAGCAAACCUUGAUCCUGAAAACAUGUAAUUCCAUCGAAUUCUGGUUUCAGGCCAUAUCAGGUCAUUUACAAUCAGGGCUUGUUUUUGGGAAUUCUAAAAAAGCUCGAAAUAAUUCCGAAAUGUUUUUUGGAGUUUCUCUGAAAUUUUUUUUUCAGAAUUCUUAGGAGCCUUUUCAGAUGUAAAAUUCCCAAAAAUAUUCUAUGUGUCCAAUACACCAACCUUACUAUGUUAAGGUAAAAGUCUUUCGUUUCAGUCUGAUCCCGGUUCUGAGCACUACACUUUAGAGAUGUUGUUCUCAAACAUUACAUUACUUUUAUUACGUCAGUCCUUUAUUUUAUUUAUGAUGGGCUCUUGCUGCACCUUUUCCAGUGUAUUUCCAACUGACUUAUUUCUUUUAUUAUAAUUGGAAAUGUGCGAAAUGAGAUUAGCGCGUUAGGAAUAUUCACAGUGGAUAAAAGAUAGUGAACAUGCACUUGGUUGUUGCGAUAAAUGAAAAGAGCUUGUAACAAUCCCGACAUCACAUAUAAAGCACUUUGAAAUGAAGAAUUCUGAACAAAGGAGGAACUAAAAUCGUGUUUUAAUGAAAGAGAGUUUUGGUUAAAUAUUUUUGAUCGUCGGAAGACGGCAGUGAAUCCGAUAGGCUUCUCUUAUUGUCAAUAAAAUAACUUAGUCUAGCUGACUACUGACUACAAAAAAAAAUGGAUCGUACUUGAAGUUGGACAGACAAAUGUCGUUCUCUGUCUGUCGAUUGAAAAUAUUGUUCCACUUUAAUAGAUUAUCGGAACAAAAAUCAAAUUUUGAUGUUAUAAUAAUAAGGGAUCACCAUCUAGAUUACUGUUGCCAUAUUUACAAAACAAAUAAAAAAUAAUCUUUUUUAUAAAAACAAAAUUCUAUAUUUUUUGUUACUCCGUUUCUUCUUCAUCUUUUAUUGUUAAGAUGAUAAUAGUGUUAAUAAGAGUGUAGAGAGGACAUGUGCAUAAUAGUUAAUAAUAUUAGUUAAACUAAAUCUGUAAUAUUUUCGUUUGUUAUUUAAAUUUGUGAUAAAAAAGUGUGUUACGCGAUCAAAUUCAAUUAAACAAAUAUAAUCACCUUGCAUAAUGCAUCAAAUGUAAAUUCAUUGUAUAAAAAUUGUAGAAUCUUUUCGCGGGAAGAUUCUAAAGAAGGAUGAUAAUAGACGAGGACGAUGUAAAUAAAACUUUAGAAAUUCUA
Molecule: messenger RNA, 3661 nt
Organism: Bradysia coprophila
Lineage: Eukaryota; Metazoa; Arthropoda; Insecta; Diptera; Sciaridae
Gene: Zip99C
Product: Zinc transporter Zip99C
Biological process (GO): intracellular zinc ion homeostasis; zinc ion transmembrane transport
Cellular component (GO): membrane
Molecular function (GO): zinc ion transmembrane transporter activity
Source: RefSeq, a predicted model, not a curated record